Phytophthora infestans T30-4 is the source of this 531-nucleotide messenger RNA. RefSeq lists its product as uncharacterized. The coding region runs from base 1 to 531 and encodes 176 amino acids. NCBI's taxonomy places the organism in Eukaryota, Oomycota, Peronosporomycetes, Peronosporales, Peronosporaceae. The transcript is spliced from 3 exons. The record is from RefSeq and is a predicted model, not a curated record.
AUGACCCGUGGACGACUGUAUCAUGUUACUCAGGUCGUCUUCAAAACCAAGAAAAAGCACAUCCCCCAUAAAACCGACACGCCGUUGCUGCCAAAAUGCUGGCUGGGUCUGGGAAAAAGAAGCUACAACGGAAGAAAAAAAACAGUUGACGAGCCCUGGGAACCAGACGACGAGAAGGACGAGGGUGAGGACAAAGGAAGUGCGUGGGAAGAUGACGACGAAUUUGAGGCGCUGAGCUCUAUAAAAUAUUCAGCCCAGACGAAGACGACGAAUAAGACCAAAACGACGGGUAAGACGUCGGGCAAGACGAAAGUGGUGGCGAAGGCGAAAGUCGUGGAGAAGAAAAAAUCGACGGGCAAGACACCCCGCAAGAAGUCUAGCAAGACGUUGGCAAAGGAGGCUAGGGAAGCAGCUGCUACUUCAAAACGCAAUACAGCGGCGAAGAAGCGUCAAGAUCCAGCUAAUGAUGAUCAACAAGCAGGAAAGAAGGCGAAAGAUGCAGCACGUAAGCAUUUAGAAGGCAAGAAGUAG